Messenger RNA from Enhydra lutris kenyoni (northern sea otter), 1079 nucleotides. RefSeq names its product EEF1A lysine methyltransferase 3. Gene Ontology annotation, molecular function: protein-lysine N-methyltransferase activity. Lineage: Eukaryota; Metazoa; Chordata; Mammalia; Carnivora; Mustelidae. Gene Ontology annotation, cellular component: cytosol; cytoplasm. Bases 84 to 764 code for a protein of 226 amino acids. Gene Ontology annotation, biological process: peptidyl-lysine methylation. The transcript has 3 exons. The record is from RefSeq and is a predicted model, not a curated record.
CGACCCGCGGCCCCUCACCCCCAGCCGGUCCCAGAUCCAGGAUACCAGCGCUGGCCGGGGGGCCCGCGUGCGCUCUCAUCCGGAUGGCCGACCCCUGCUCAGAUCGUGAAUCAGAGUCCGAAUACGUGUUCCCGCGGGAAGUCGGGCUUUUCGCGGACUCGUACUCGGAGAAAAGCCGGUUCUAUUUCUGUGGGCACGUGCUGAGCAUCACACAGAACUUCGGUUCCCGCCUCGGGGUGGCGGCGCGCGUGUGGGACGCGGCUCUGAGUCUGUGCAACUAUUUUGAAAGUCAGAAUGUGGAUUUCCGAGGCAAGAAAGUGAUCGAACUGGGCGCAGGGACGGGCAUCGUGGGAAUCUUGGCCGCGCUGCAGGGGGGGAAUGUUACCAUCACUGACCUGCCCCUGGCCCUAGAGCAGAUCCAGGCCAAUGUCCAGGCCAAUGUGCCGGCUGGAGGUCAGGCCCAGGUCCGAGCCUUGUCCUGGGGGAUUGACCAGCAUGUUUUCCCUGGAGACUAUGACCUGGUGCUGGGGGCUGAUAUCGUGUACCUGGAGCCCACCUUCCCACUGCUGCUGGGCACCCUCCAACACCUAUGCGGGCCCCAUGGCACCAUCUAUCUGGCCUCCAAGAUGAGAGAGGAGCACGGGACAGAGAGCUUCUUUCAGCACCUCCUGCCCCAGCACUUCCAACUGGAGCUGGCCCAGCGGGAUGAGGAUGAGAAUGUCAACAUCUAUAGAGCCAGGCACAGGGAACCAAGACCUGCUUGACAACACCCUUCUGCUCCUCUGAACCCCUUGUCCUAAGAAAAGAACUGCCGUAUCUCCAAAGCCAUAAACACGAGGAAGAGAAGUAUGGGUUUCCUUUGCCUCCUCUUUCCUCCUUCCCUCUUGGGCUGGUGCAGGGAGGUGCCUGCUUGCUAGGAAUCUUAGAGCCCUGAUAGCGCUGGGUUAGAGCACAAAGGAAGUUCCCAGUUCCUGUUCCCAGAGGAUGAAAUGAAGAUUUUUAGGUAUAGGGGAGACAAAUGGGAGGUGAGAACAGUGGUUGCAGAUAGACUGUCCUUGAACCCUUCCAGUCCUGCUGUG